CAACACAUAGACAGAGAGAGACCCGGCUGGUGGGCGAGAUUAUGAUAGAUGUGACAGAAAGUUCGUCGUGUACAGUCAGAUGUGAGGCACUAACUUCCUCGUAUACAACUAGUACGCACCCUUCAGCUCAUUCUAUCUGAACUAUAAUCCCGGGAUGGAAGAGCAGAUAUAAAAGAAAAAGGAGCGUUUUUCUAAAGAAUACAAAUAAUUCAGCGUUGAGGACCAAAUAGCAGAACAUACGUGGAAUAUACAGCUGGUUGGAACGAGGUUCUUCCACUAUGGGCUGUGUGGGGUCCAAGGGGCAGCAGGAUCCCAGCAGCAAAGGUGUGGUCAAUGAUGACUCUCAGAACCAGACUCAGACAACCCACUACGUCAAAGACCCCACCACAGGGACCAAGGCUAACAGAACCCUCACCGUUGCCCCUCCAGUCCCCUCUAAUGGUACUGAGAGCAUUGCCAUUGCACUGUACGACUAUGAGGGUGUAAAUGAUGGAGACCUGGGCUUCAAGAAGGGAGACAAGCUUAAAAUCUUACAGGAAUCUGGAGAAUGGUGGAGAGCACAGUUAAUUAGCACAGGCAAGGAAGGCUACAUCCCCAAUAACUAUGUAGCCAUAGACAGACUUGAAACCGAAGAGUGGUUCUAUAAAGGAGUGAGCAGGAAAGAUGCAGAGAGGCAGCUGCUAGCAUCAGCAAACAAAACAGGAUCGUUCAUGAUCCGUGACAGUGAGACCACCAAGGGCAGCUACUCCUUAUCCGUAAGGGACAGUGAUUCCCAAUCAGGAGACACAGUCAAGCAUUACAAGAUCCGUACACUGGAUAACGGUGGCUUCUACAUCUCUCCGCGCAUCACCUUCAACAACCUGCAGGAACUGGUCAGCCACUAUAAAAAGCAGGGAGAUGGUCUGUGCCAGGCCUUGACCAGCCCCUGCCUCAGUCCCAAGCCCCAGAAGCCCUGGGAGAAGGAUGCCUGGGAGAUCCCUCGGGAGUCCCUCAAACUUGAUAGGAAGCUCGGGGCUGGCCAGUUCGGAGAGGUCUGGAUGGCUACAUACAACAAGCACACCAAGGUGGCAGUGAAGACCAUGAAGCCUGGCACCAUGUCGGUAGAGGCUUUCCUGGACGAGGCAAACCUGAUGAAGGCCCUGCAGCACGACAAGCUGGUCCGUCUGAAUGCUGUGGUUACCAAAGAGGAACCCAUCUACAUCAUCACAGAGUUCAUGGAAAAGGGCAGUUUGCUGGACUUCUUGAAGAGUGAUGAGGGCAACCGUGUGCAACUCCACAAACUCAUUGACUUCAGUGCACAGAUUGCAGAAGGAAUGGCCUACAUCGAGCAGAGGAACUAUAUUCACCGAGACCUGCGAGCCGCCAACAUCCUGGUCUCGAAGGCUCUGGUGUGCAAGAUUGCUGACUUUGGCCUCGCUCGAAUCAUCGAGGACAAUGAGUACACAGCCAGGGAAGGAGCAAAGUUCCCUAUCAAAUGGACGGCCCCAGAGGCAAUCAACUUUGGCUCCUUCACCAUCAAAUCAGAUGUCUGGUCCUUUGGCAUCCUACUGACCGAGAUCAUCAGCUAUGGACGCACACCAUAUCCAGGUAUGACAAACCCAGAAGUGAUUCGCUCUCUGGAGAGCGGCUACCGCAUGCAGCGCACCGACAGCUGUCCGCAGGAGCUCUAUGACAUCAUGUUGGAGUGCUGGAAGAACAAGCCCGAGGACCGGCCCACCUUUGAGUAUCUGCAGAGUGUCCUGGAGGAUUUCUACACUGCAACAGAGAGCCAGUACCAGCAACAGCCAUGAUCCAGAAUGAUUCAGGCAGAUACAUAACCUACUCUCUCAUACACUUAUACAAAUGUACAUGUGUACAGACAAACCUACAGAGAAAAAAGGGGAUCUGAACAUGUUUCAGAUGGUUCCUUAUGAAAUAUGACAUUUACUGUAACUUAGUGAAGUAUGACCUAAAAAAUGUAUUACAGUGAUUCAUGAAAUGGCUGAGUGUAAGGCGUUUUCAACAUUUUUAUUUAUUUAUAUUUCAUUUGCAUACCGUGUUGGGUGACUUUACCUUCCCUUCCCCUUUGUAGUUAGCUCUGCCAGUCCUGUUUGUUUGUUUGUUUGUUGUAUGAAUUAACUGUGCUCUAACUAUGUAUUUGAAUUUGCUUUGCAUACACGCCCAGAAAUUGCACAAUAUUAGAUUUCCUAUGUAUAUUGCCCAGGGCAUACAGUAUAUUGGAAAAUGUUAUUUUUAUUCUGGCAUAUACCAUUGAAUCACUAUAAUUCACUGAACAAGCACUGGAGUACAACAGUAUAAUCUUUUAAUUUAAUCUUUUAAUUGUCUAUUUGGUAAGGUGAUUAAUUUAUUCAAGCCAAGAGUACCUGUCCAUUCUCUGUACUGAAUGCACAAUAUAUACACAAAGGUAUGUGGACACCCCUUCAAAUGAGUGGAUUUGGCUAUUUCAGCCACACCCGUUGCUUACCGGUGUAUAAAUCGAGUGUACAGUCAUUCAAUCUCCCUAGACAGACAUUGGCAGUAAAAUGGCCUUACUGAAGAGCUCAGUGAAUUUCAACUUGGCACCGUCAUAGCCAGUUGGUCAAAUGUCUGCCCUGCUAGAUCUGCCCCAGUCAACUGUAAGUGCUGUUAUUGUGAAGU
This is a messenger RNA of Oncorhynchus gorbuscha (pink salmon), 2637 nucleotides long. RefSeq names its product tyrosine-protein kinase HCK-like. Bases 279 to 1790 code for a protein of 503 amino acids. Gene Ontology annotation, cellular component: extrinsic component of cytoplasmic side of plasma membrane. The transcript is spliced from 13 exons. NCBI's taxonomy places the organism in Eukaryota, Metazoa, Chordata, Actinopteri, Salmoniformes, Salmonidae. Gene Ontology annotation, molecular function: signaling receptor binding; ATP binding; non-membrane spanning protein tyrosine kinase activity. The record is from RefSeq and is a predicted model, not a curated record. Gene Ontology annotation, biological process: innate immune response; cell surface receptor protein tyrosine kinase signaling pathway; cell differentiation.